UAUGUUCCUCUUUCUAUGUUAUGUUGAUUGUUUUGGAUUUUUGAAUGUAAAAUUUUUCAUUUCAUGGUCCCUGACCUGAGUUUAAUUGAAUAAAUACGGUUGUGUGGUUACAGCUUCUGGUAUAUCAUGUAAACUGAUUUUGAGUUAUAGAUUAUCAUCGUUUGUAUAAAAUUAAUAAAUAUUUUAGAGACAAUUAUUUUUAUUACUCUUCAAUUUAAUUCACACUUGUUUCCCAACAUCAGCAUGAAUGUAAUAAAUGAGGAGUUGCUACAUAGUAUAAUAUCACAAACUAACAUGCCCCUUGUGCUGAGAGGCUUUGUAAAUAACUGGUCGAUUUGCCAAUGGGAUAUGAAAAAGUGGGCAUCUGUUUUUGGCCAAAGAGAUAUUCCCUUUCGUACUAUGAAGAAAGACUACAUUUCUGAUGAGCCUUGUUGGGAAAGGAAAUGCCAAGUGAAGACCAUGAAAUUUGAAGAUUACCUGAACAUAGUUGAUUCUAGUGAGGACUGGAUGUAUUUUGAUUAUAAAUAUUUACAUCAGUGGUUUAAUGCUGAUGAAGAAUUGUGUAAGGAAAUAAGUUGGAAGCAGUUUGGCUACCCUGACAAGGGUGCGGCAGACACUACUCUCUGGAUCGGAAGUGAUGGCGCACACACUCCAACACACCAGGACACCUAUGGAGUCAAUAUUGUCGCUCAGGUGUAUGGCAAAAAGCGAUGGUUGCUAUUUCCUCCUGAGGCUGGCGGAAUGAAGUCAACCAGGGUACCAUACGAGGAGUCCAGCAUUUACAGUGAACUAAACUUCUAUUGUCCUAACAGUCUAGAGGACUUCAGAGGGCUGUCGGGCGGGCGCGUGGUGGAGCUGUGCGCCGGCGACGCGCUGGUGUUGCCGCGCGGCUGGUGGCACUACGUGCAGAACCUCGCGCCCACCAGCGUCGCCGUCAACUGCUGGCUGCCGCACGAAAAGGACAUUUCUACUAGAGUAUCGGAGGCGCUCAUCAAGAUACUGGUUGCUCAGAUCUGUAAGGAUCUGCCGCAGUCGACUCGAGCACUCCUCAUUAAUCCAAACGAGGAUGACAUCUCGGACACACCUUUGGCAGUGCUGUUCUUACAACUAGAAACUGUUGCCAAGUUGUAUCUGGACAACCGACGCAAAACGCGUCGAGCGAAGAGACAGCGGACCUGCGAGCCCGACCCCGCGCCGGCCACGACCGAGGAAUAUGACCUCAAGGCUUUAUUGGAGAAUACAGCUAACAAGAUGGAGUUGGCUCAGCCUAUUACUAGUGAAGGGAUAAUAGGUUUGAUACAAGAGAAUCUCAAACGGUACGCUAAUGUUGAGCGAGUGUUGGGGGAUGAUGAGGUGGACGGAAGCACGGCCAGUCUGUGCCUGACGAAGGCGCUCAUUGAUGCGUACAGCGACGAAAAUGUCGUCGAACAGGUGAAACGAAACCUCCUCGCCAAACUAAGUUAACGCCCCGUGUCAUAUAUUUGUGAUAUUGAUUAGAUCUCAACUUUUACGAAUGUAAAUAUUUUAUAUUUUGAAUUUCAUUUGUAGAUGUAUUCGAUGUUAGUAUGUGUAUUCAACGAAUUAUGA
Plutella xylostella (diamondback moth) is the source of this 1587-nucleotide messenger RNA. RefSeq names its product HSPB1 associated protein 1 (gene HSPBAP1). The record is from RefSeq and is a predicted model, not a curated record. NCBI's taxonomy places the organism in Eukaryota, Metazoa, Arthropoda, Insecta, Lepidoptera, Plutellidae.